Messenger RNA from Chaetomium strumarium, 2228 nucleotides. RefSeq lists its product as uncharacterized. The transcript has 4 exons. The record is from RefSeq and is a predicted model, not a curated record. Bases 99 to 2015 code for a protein of 638 amino acids. Lineage: Eukaryota; Fungi; Ascomycota; Sordariomycetes; Sordariales; Chaetomiaceae.
UCCAAAGAACCUACCUCUCGCUCUGAACCGAGUCACUAAUCUCUCACACAACCCGACAUGUGCGAACCUUAUUCAACCGUACACUCGGCUUAACAAGCAUGGACCCAUCGACAAGCAAGACUGAGGCUGGUUCCGCAGGGACACCGGCAUCGCCGAAGGGAGCGGAGAAGCUGGAAGCAGCACUCGCACUCUUGAGCAUGGCGGACGACGAGAACCGGGCCGCAGUCGCCGCUGAGCUUGAACAGGCCAUCAAGGACAAUACUGAGAUCAUUACCGGGUCCCAGGUCACGCCAAAGGCCGAGGAGCCGGGGAAAUCCAAGGACGGCGGCGAGGACGCAUCGGAGACUCCGGUUUCCACUGACUCCGACAAUACCAUCACGGCCCAGAUGGGCAACAUGAACCUGACCUACUCUCCGGUUGCUGCUGAUCCCGAGGCGAGUACUCCGGAACCGGAGAUGGCAGACAAUCAGACGUGUUACGGUAUUCCAUGGUCUGUUUGUCAGUUACAUCCUGCCGCCACGGUGUAUAUGACUCGGACUUUGGAAUUGUGGAUGGCGAGAGGAGCUCUUGAUUUCCGACACAACCCAAACUUUGCUGCGGCGCUCCCGCCCGUGGACAACGAUGAGGUGACUGCCAUGAUCAUUGACGACCUGGAACGAGGUGAGCGUGUCGGCGACCCGGGAAAGUUGCUGUGCGUCGCGUGCGAAAAAACAGUCAAAAGCGUCUGUAACGGAUGCAAGCAUGCGUUGUACUGUUCGCGGGAAUGUCAAGUUGCAGACUGGCCCAUGCACAAGAAGGUCUGUAAGGACUUCGCGGGCGAUGGGGCGGACGACAAGCGGCCGAGCCCCGAGCAUCGGCGUAUUCUAUUCUUUCCUCAGCAUAGCAGCAAGCCCGAGAUCAGAUGGGCCCUUCCCACCGAGAUGGCUGACGACCACUUUGUUCUCAUUCCCCACCUGGACCACCCCGAUGUGCACCUCUUCGUGACGGAGGUGGCGCACAUGGGUUUUCCGAUGCACAUGGCAUAUAUUCCCCUGGCGCUCAAGCCCCUUCUGGCCGAACGACUCGUUGGUCACGGCUUGGUCAUGCUCGCAUACAGUCCCGCCCCCUACCACCAAGCCGUUGCGGACCCCAGGUUUGUGAACCAGUCCAUCCUCGGACUCGGUACACCCGGUUAUUGGCGUCCCUUGUAUGGCCCCGUGGUCGUCUUUGCUGAAGCUCGACGACCCGACUCACCUGGUCAUUGGAAGAUGCUGGACUUCGGUCCGCGGGAUCUCAACACAUUUUUCCGGUUCUACGUCGGCUAUCAAUGCAUCUGUGUCGCCGAUGUUGGUCGCUUCUCCGGCGAGGUCGCCUCGGGCCUCAGAAUCAACGACCUAAAAAACGAGCUUAAUGUCGCCAUGGGGGUUAAAGUCAGAAUGGACCCUGUCAGCGUCCCCUUGUGCCCGUUUCCCCGCGCCAUAGAUUAUCCCACGGUCCUGGCAUUCCGUCUGGGCCUCCGGUGGUACAUCCGCCCUGGCUUGCUCAUCGGCCUGGAAGCCGACUACACGCUUUGGGGGGACGGCAACCUCCGUUACCUGGCCUACGCGCUCGAUAUUAAUGAGGCGGUUAUUCCCGGAGCGGACAACGGCGAAGAGCCGUCUUACCAAUACCAGGUCACGGCCAGGUACGGCCCCUUUGCCGGCAGCGUGCUCAUUCUACACGGUUCAGGCAAUCCCGUCGACACGCACCACGUGCUCGCCUUCAACGCGUACCACGACGAGAUGUACGUCAAGAAGCAGGCGCCUUCCAAGGAGGGAUUCCAGAAGUUCUGGGCCAGGUACAAGAAGGCACUGGGCGGCCCCGUGUUGGGUGUGCCGUCGCCGUACAAGUGGGAAAAGCCGGGCAUCAAGGACAAGCUGGGUCGAAUCGAUCCGGACGCCAUCAUGAAGUUGCUUUCGGUUGAGGCCGCCGUUAUCUGGCUGGCCAUCAUGCAGCAGCUGAACCACUUUAGCACGCAGACCUGGGCUAGUGAGUAAGUAAGGUGUUGGGCCGGGGGGGGGUUGGGGUUGGUAGGAGGAAGGUUACGGAUAUUCUGAGCUGGCAUCGCAGAUUCCGGGGACAACACCUACACCAGGAAAGGAUUCGCUAUAUGUCGGGGCUCGGAGGGCGAUGCACUAAGUCAGCGUUUAUAGGACAUUGAAUUGCAGACAUCCAUACCUAACGUACCUUCCAUAGCGCAAGUCCAGUCC